Messenger RNA from Cuscuta epithymum, 413 nucleotides. Lineage: Eukaryota; Viridiplantae; Streptophyta; Magnoliopsida; Solanales; Convolvulaceae. The record is from the annotation of a GenBank genome assembly.
GCACUUGCAUGAGAAGAUGCUUCAAGAUGGAGGUAAUAUGCCAGUCCAAUUUGGCACGUCUGCUGCAGUACCAGUACCAUUGAAAUCCUCAGAUGAGUCCAUUACAAGGAGGUCUCGAUAUAUAGCAGAUCUUUUGGCUGUUGGUUUGCUUGGCCAAAUCACGCUAAUCCCUUAUAAUACAUGCAAUCAUUGGGUGUUAGUAGCUAUUGAUAUUACGGCAUGGACAGUGUACUAUUUGGACUCAAUUGGAGAGAAGCCAUCAGAAGAUCUGUCACUAAUUGUGAACCAGGGAGUGAAAAUUCAUCAUGCCUCGGUUUCUAAGAAGAGGUUAUCUCUGAAUUGGGUAACAGUCAUGUGCCCUAAGCAAACUGGUUCUAUGGAAUGUGGAUACUUCUUGAUGAAGUACAUGAGUG